Molecule: messenger RNA, 2001 nt
Organism: Colletotrichum acutatum
Lineage: Eukaryota; Fungi; Ascomycota; Sordariomycetes; Glomerellales; Glomerellaceae
Exons: 5
Coding region: 111-1796 (561 amino acids)
Source: RefSeq, a predicted model, not a curated record
UCACUUUCCAAUUAACCUGUUCAUUCCAGGCAGCACAAUUUCAAUUUUGAGAAAAGAGCAGGAUGUUCCAACCCCAGUGUUAGCGUGCACUCUCUUACCCGUACGAGGAAAUGCUCGCCGUCUCAAGACCAACCCCCUAUACUAGACCUUCCUAUCUGAAUUCGUUUCCUCGAUACCACCGCAGAUCAUCGAAGAAGAAGUCCUUCGUCGAUUUUACCUGCUUGCUUUCCCGGUUCAAGGCUUUCCAACAUAGCCGGCCGGGCAACUUCUCACCGGACAUGCCUAAGAAACACGAAACCCCUUCCUCCAAAUCACCCAAGUCCUCAAGCACUCGAGCCAACUCAGACCUUGUAGUGAGACAAGUAUCAGGAACACACAGCAACAGACCCUCAUCCCCAACUGAAGGUAGUGGGGGAGGAAGUGAGGCCCAAAGCGCCUCUCAAAGAUCAUCACCUCCGUCAAUCUCUGCAUCUCGCAGAUCUGAACUCGCAGAUCGGCCUGCUCGCGCUACCGACCCGGCAACCGGUCGAAAUCGUACCAGUCCCGCACCGGCCGUCAUCGAUAACUAUCUGGCUUACCGCAAGCAAGCGUUCAUCAAGAUAUUCAUGGCGAGGGUCUGCGAAUGGCUUGACGACAACGUCUACAAUCUUGGGGAUGCCCACGAUCAAGACGGGGGCUGUCAGCGCGGCUCGAAGGCUUCCAGCUCAGGAGGCGUCAAGAGACGUGCUACGGAAGCGCGUCCAGUAGCUGGUCAGAAGCGGCAACUCAAGGGGCGUGAUCAAGACGAGGAAGGCUCCGAAAACGACGAGAAUAACGAGCGGAAGCCCAACAAGAAGCGUACCAAGACUGAGGAGGAUGAUUAUCGUCAAAAGUUUGCGUGCCCUUACUACAAGAACGAUCCCGUAAGAUACAAGAGCCAUCGAACCUGUGUUGGUCCUGGUUGGCACGAGAUUCAUCGGGUCAAGGAGCACCUCUAUCGCAAACAUCGCAUCUACGCCUGCAACAGGUGUUUUGAGACCUUCAAGAGCGAUAACUCACUUCAGGAGCACCAAAGAGCAGCCAUACCUUGCCCCGUGCUCGACAAGAAGAAGCGGAAGCUGGACGCAAGUGCAGGGAUGGAUCAGGAGACGGAGAAGCACCUCAGAGCGCGUAGGCAACCCGGUAAGCACGACGCUGACAAGCAAGACGAUGUCAGCAAGUGGUACGAAGUAUAUUACACCCUGUUCCCGGGGACGCAAGACAUUGGAAGCCCUCCAAGUCCUUGGUAUGACACCAACCCGGACAAGACGAAUGCAGGCGACUCCAACUCGAAAGGUUUGAAGUAUGUAAAGUACUUGCGGCGUGAGUUGCCCAACAUGAUUCAGCGUGAGCUCGAAAGAGAUCUCAACCGCUCGUUUGAGGGCUAUGGGGAUGGUCUUAUGGACCGCCUCUCGAUUUGGAUCCGAAACAGCUCGGCUAGGUGUGCUCAAAUCUUUGAGCACAUACCCUCACCUUCGCAGGUGGCGGACCUAGAAGAUCCCGAGACUGCACGAGGAUCUCGGGCGGUGUCGCCACAGGUGUCCCCUGAUACCGACUUGACUGUCGGUAUCGAUGCCGAUGCCAGUGUCGGUGCCAUCGAGAACGCUGUAGAAUGGGAUUUUACCACUCUCGAUUGGGACAUGCCCGGCUUGUUUGACCAGUUCAACAUUCCUUUGGUUUGCCCAAUGACAGACGACCAGUGCAUUACAGAUCCUGACUCCGCCUACGGUACUGGCAGUAUUGAGGACUCUUCUGGGGCUCGACAGAAUUACAUGUGAGAACAAGUGAAAUACCUUGUUUUCACCGGGUCCUAUGUUCUCUUGGUGCCUAUACGUUAUGAUUUCAUCAUCAUGGUUAUUGAGAGCUGUGGCACUUUGCCAUAGUACAGCCAACUUCGACAAUCAUCGAAUCUCGUUCUUUACCCACCACUCCUUUCCCACUAUGUCUAGUGGCUGCAUGUAUUUCCUUUGUGCUUGUUCUCUA